Molecule: messenger RNA, 966 nt
Organism: Adineta ricciae
Lineage: Eukaryota; Metazoa; Rotifera; Eurotatoria; Adinetida; Adinetidae
Source: the annotation of a GenBank genome assembly
AUGACUAAUUUUAUUGACGUUGGUAUCAUGCAUCACUGUUAUUUCAUGUCGAAUAAUAUGCCGAGAUCGAAAAUUUUACUGUUAACCACGCAAUCAUCGAAAAUUCCAAUAAGCAUCUUGACAGCAUCUGCAUUUAAAUUCCAACCAUCGAAAUAUAAAGUAGUCACCAUGGAUGACCGAGUUCCAUUCUAUAAACUAGCUACCAUAGAUGGCAAUAAACCUUAUGCCGAUGGUGACCGAGCUCAAGCAACUAUUUUUCACAGUUUGCAACUGACACAAAAAUGUAAACAAGAUCCAUCGCUCAUCGUCGUCGACAUCGGUGGUUUCUUAGGCGACUUUGGACUCUACGCAGCUGCAUGUGGAUGUCACGUGUUCAUCUUUGAAGUCCAACCAGAAAUGGUUGAGCUCAUCAAAACAUCUGUUGCACUCAACAACUUUUCGACUUCUCGUGUUCACGUCAUACAAAAGGCAGUCAGCAAUUUACCUUCCAACUCUCAAGUGACAUUUGCCAGUCAGGGUGGUCAAACAACUGCGAUGAACGGCACUCUUCUUGUAUCUACUAUUCGUCUAGAUGACAUCGACUGGCCAGCAGCGUCAUCGAUUAUUCUGCUGAAAAUAGAUGUCGAAGGAUUCGAACUGAAUGUUCUUCGAUCAGGUGAAGGUUUGUUUCGUGAAAAACGUAUUCAACACGUGAUUUUCGAGUACACCGCAUGGUGGACUGAUCGUGCAGCACAAGAUGCGCUGAUUCCAUAUGUGAAGAAUACACUUAAUGCAAAAGAUUUGUAUGCACUGGAUCGAAGAGAUGUCAAUGUAUACGGUCCAUUGAGUGAAGAUCUUUUCCGUGAAUUUCAUAAUAGUCAUGUCCGACGUCACUUACAAACCGAUAUUUAUGCACGAUUCUUAGAGUCAAAUGGAAACUCUAAUUUAGAAGUACAGCCAUACAAGAUGGGAUCAUCAUUUGCAUGA